AUGUUAAAAUAGAUUAUUUUACUCUUAUUUAUUACAUCCAUUCUUACAAUUGAUUGCGAUUAUUGUAAAGCUGAAUUGUUAGAUAGUCUUAGAGUUAAAACGGAUAGCGUGAUUGUCAAAUGCUUAGAUUCUGAUUUCUCUAAAAGUUCGGUUGGAACCAUUUUUGGAAAUUGUUUAUCUAUUUAAGGAGUGGAUUCUGCCAAAAUCAAAUAGCUUGUAUCUUGUGUGAGUUCAAAAUGUUGGGAUCAAUGGAUUAAUCAAAAGAAUGAAUAAUUUUUAUUCUGAAAUUGUUAUUAAUUUCUUUA
This is a messenger RNA of Paramecium tetraurelia, 305 nucleotides long. RefSeq lists its product as uncharacterized. Lineage: Eukaryota; Ciliophora; Oligohymenophorea; Peniculida; Parameciidae. The transcript is spliced from 2 exons. The record is from RefSeq and is a predicted model, not a curated record.